CGCCCCCGCGCGCGCAAAACGCUCGCACAACUUUAUAUAUGCGCCGGUUUCGUUGAAAAUAAAAAAAGCCAACUCCAGAGUGUGUUGUCUCACGUUCAGUAUCACGCAGGGUGUUUCGCGGUGCGUGGCGGGUUAUUUCAGUUGGCUUGCUGGCUCUACAUCAUCAUCAACAACAUUGUAAUCAAAAUUAAUAUCUCACACACACACACAAAAAAAACACGGUGAUUAAAUUGAUAAAAAUAUAUUUCGGAUGAUAACAAUAAUAAAUAAAACAAAAAUUUAUUGACAUUAUUUUUGGAGUGAUUUUUAUUAUUAGUUGAUUGUUUUUGUUAACGCUGUGGGAUAAGAGACACCAGAUAUUAAAUUAUUUAUUUUGAAAAUAAAUAAAUUCAAAAAAGGAUAAUUGUAAAUAAUUUGUUUUUAUAAUAAUUAUUGAAAAAUAAAUAAAUAAAUAAAUAUGGCAGAAUUAAUAACAAAGAAGUCAACAAAUAUUGUAAGUAAUAAAAACAAUGAUGUUUGCAGUGUCAAAUCUAACAAUGGUUUGAUAGAUAUUGAUAACACAACCCCAAGUAACAAUUUUAUAAUGAAAAAAUUAUGUGAAGAUGAAGAUAAUAAUGAAAAUGUUGAUGUUGAUGAUUUAAUACUAACAAACAAUACAAUUAAUGAAUUAAAUAAUGAUGAAAAAAGUUUACAAGAAUUAAUUGAAAAUGAAUUGGCAUUGAGAAUAUGUACAGAUGAUGAUGAAGAAGAAGAAGUUGAUCAAGAUCAAGAUGAUCAAGAUGAUAAUUGUAAACCGAGUGUAACAACAAUUAAAAAAAUUAUACUGGAACCACAUCAAGAUUUAACUGAUAUUAAUACUAAAUUUAUAAACAAUGAAAUAAAUAAUUAUGAUAUUGUUGAUGAAUCAUUUAAUUUUAGCAUUAAUAAUAAUCAUGAAACUGAUGAUGUUAAAUUAAAUCAAAACAAUUCAAUUGAACAAGUAAUAAAUGAUAAUAAUUUAGCUAUUGAUAAUGAAACAAAUGAUGAUGAUGUUGUUGAUGUUGCUGUUAAUGGUGAAAUAAAUAAUCAAAAAAUAAAUAUAUCAAGUCAAGAUUUAGAGCUUCAACAAACAACAUCAAUUGAUGACGAUGAAAAUAUUAUAGAAAAUAAUAAAAAAUUAAUACAAGAUGAUGAUGAUGAUGAUGAUGAUGAAGAAAAAAUAAAUUUUUUACAAGUUGAUGUUGAUAAAAGUGAUGGUAAUGUUUUUGUUGUUGAAUAUAAUGAAGACAUAAAAAAUUCUGACAUUACUCAAGAAAAUGAUAAGCAUCAACAAGAUCAACCGGAUGCUUGGUUGGAUCCAGUUACAUUGACUGUCAAUCAACAACAAACUGGUGAAUUUUCAGAUGAUUUUACAGAAAAUAUUGAUAAUGAAAAAAUAACACAAGUUAUUGAUUUAAUAAAUGAUGAUAAAAAAAAUAUAAAUAUAUUUAAUAAUAUAACAGUUGACAUUGAUAAAACAUCAUUAACAAAUAAUAAUAAUAACAACAAUGAAAAUAUAUUUAUUGAAAAAAAUAAUAAUGAUUAUGAAAUAAUUAUCAAAGAAAAUGAUACUGAUGAAAUUAAAGAAAUUGAUGAUACCAAUGAAAAUUUAAAAAAACAAAAUGACGAUAAUUUUUCAUCAUUAGCUAAUAAUGAAAUAGAUCCAAUAGUCAAAAAUGAUAUUUAUAAUAAAUCACAAAAUGAACAAUCAAAUUCAAUGAGUUGUAAUAAUAGCAAUAAUAAUAUUAAUAAUAAUAGUAAUAAUAAUAAUAUAGAUAUUGAUUUUGAAUUUAAAAAAACUAACAAUUUAUUAUUGAUUUCUAAUAAUACUGAAAUAACUGAUGUCACAGCUGACAAUGACACAGCUAUUUAUUCAGCAUCAAUCGAUAAUUUGCGUGAUAAAUGCUUGAGUAAUAUUAUUGCUCCCUUAGCAACCCCGGAUGAUGAAACAAGCAGCGAUUUAUCUAAUUUGUGUGAAAUAAGUGAAAUACAUGAAGAGGUGAUAACAAGUAAUACGGUUACAUCAUCUGUAUCAAAAACAUCAACUAAAACUAAAAAAAAGAAAAUCGAUGGUGUUGCUGGUAAUGAUGCAUCACAAACUACACCGAAAAUUAAAAAAACUAAAAAAAGCAAAAAAAGUGAAUUGGAAAAGGAAAAUAUAUCAGUGAAUGGUAAUGCUGCUGAAUCAAAAAGCAUGAAUACAAGUAGUCGUCAAGGCAGUCAUUAUAACCAGGAAGAAUUAUUAUCAGACGAGGAUGAUCUGUCAAACGUCAAUGUCAAAUCAUUGACACAAUGCUAUGUGUCAGAAACAAGUCGAGAUGAAAAUGGAAAAUCUAAUAAGGAAGUCAUUGAGACUGGUGUAUCCAUCAAACAGUUGUGUCGAAGCUUUGGUGACAUAUCAAAUGCAGAAGAGGUUGAAAAAACAACAAUUGAAAAUGUCAAACAGACUAUGGAUACCCAAGAAAAAGCAAAGUCAAUGGAUGAUUUGAGUAUCUAUGGAAGGAAGUCAAAGAUGUUUUCGAUUGAUGCAUCAGUAUUUGCCAGGGUUUCAGUAACAGCUCUUAGAGCAUCAUACUGUAGUUUGGCUAAUUUAACAAAAACCAUUGAACACGAUGAACAUCAUAAAUAUUUAAAAUUUGAGAAAUCAAGUUUCAACAAAUUUGAUGCACUCACUAAAAAAUCAGUUCUUCAUGUUCGCUUGGGUGAUGGAACAAAAUCACAGCAACAAUUAAACAUGGUUGGUCAAAAUGGUGAUGCCAAUCCAAAUUGUCGAAGUUGUGGCAAGGUCGUAUUCCAAAUGGAACAAAUGAAGGCCGAGGGUUUGGUCUUUCACAAAAAUUGUUUCCGAUGUAGUGUAUGUAGUAAGCAAUUGAAUGUCGACAAUUAUGAAAGCAAUGAGUGCAUCCUGUAUUGCAAGGCACACUUCAAGGAGCUGUUUCAACCAAAACCGGUUGAAGAAUCAGAUCAACCAGUGAGACCAAGAAAACCAGAGAUGAUCAUACGUGAGAAUGAACCAGAAGAGCUGCCACCUGAUGUGGUCAGAGCUUCUGAUAAACCAGAUCUUGGAUUGGAAGAAUUAUCAUCAUUAAAUGUUAAAUCACGUUUUCAAGUAUUUGAAAAAUCAAAAAAUGAUAUUAACAAUGAUAUUGAAAGAUCACCAUCACAAGUUGCUGUUAAAAGAUCACCAAGUAUUCUCAGCAAACUUGCAAAAUUUCAAGCUAAAGGAAUGGAUAUUGGAGUAGCUGAUGAAUCAUUAAAUGGAAUUCCAUAUGAGGAAUCAAGUGAAAGUGAGGAUGACGAAGACCAAGAAGACACUGAUGAAACAGACGGUGAUAUUGUUAAAUCAAAACGUUCAAGUCGUGAACGUCCAAUGAGUUUUAGCAAAAUGGAUGAUAUUAAAAAUCGUUGGGAAGUUACAAGUCAACAAGGAAGACGUGAAACACAACGUGAAGCACGAAAAGAAGAAAUUGCUGGAAUUAGAUCAAGACUAUUUAUGGGAAAACAAGGAAAAAUGAAGGAAAUGUAUCAACAGGCUGUUGCUGAGAGUGAAAAACAACAAAAAAUAAAUGCUGUUGAAGAAAUACAACAUUCAACACAUGCACGUUCAAUAAAAGAAAAAUUUGAAAGAGGCGAAAUUGUUACUGCAUCUGAUGAUGAAAUUGAUAAUAAACCAAAAGCUGAAAAACCAGAUGAGGAAGUUAUUGCUGCUGGUAUAAGCAGAAAAUCACGUUCUCUAUUUUUGGAAUUGGAUGCAACUGCAGCAAAAACUGGACGUCCAGUAACUCCCGUAAAUUUAAAAACACCAACUGAUUCAUCAAAACGAGCAAAAGAUGCAUUUAUGGCUCGUCAAGUAUCUGAUGAUGUUAUUCGUAGUACUGACACAACUGCUGAGAUUCAAGUUGAAACAACAGAUAUUUCAAAUAAAUUUAAAUUUUUUGAAACAUACAAGGAACCAGAAAAAGAAAGAAAACAAUUUCGUAUAACUCCUCCGCGUGAUACUAAAGAUAAGGUUAAUUCACCAGAACGUGAGAUAUAUCGUGAUCCAGAUGUGAUACGUGCUGAUGAUCGUGUUGAUGAAGUAGUACACACAGAUACAGCUAGAAAAAUGCUUUCAAUAUUUAGACAGAUGGAAGUUAAUGCAUCAAAAGAAGAUUUACCAGAUGGUCCAAAGCCACUAAAACGUUUUACACCACCACCAGAAGAUAAAUUUGCAAAACCAAGUGGUUCUGAUACUGAGGAAGAUGAAGAUGAUGGUGAAGAAUCAGCCGAUGAUGAUAGUACUGAGGACAAAGAUCCAAAUUAUGUCAGGGCUUCUGACAAGGUUGAGGAUGAAUUUUUAAAACAAUCGCAAAAUGCUGAUAAAGCUAAAACACUACGUGCAAAAUUUGAACAAUGGGAAACAACUGAUGGUAAAACAACUAGUCAUCAUAUUGCUGAAAUGGAUCUAGCACAAGAUGGUGGUGAACAAGCAAGUAUUGAAUCAGCAAGAAGUUUACGUGCACGUUUUGAAUCACUUGGCUCAACACCUGCUGAAACAACACCACGUACAGCCAAAGUCAAGGUCAACAGAUUUGUGGAAAUUCAGACAGCAUGUACGGAUAUCUGCGAGAGCUGUGAAAAAAAGGUCUAUCCCUUAGAAAAAGUUGAGACAAAUAAUAAAAUAUUUCACAAACAAUGCUUCAGAUGUUUGCAGUGUAAUUGUGUAUUGAGAAUGGAUACUUUUACUUUGAACAAUGGCAAACUCUAUUGUAUUCCUCAUUUUAAACAAUUAUUUAUCACUCGUGGUAAUUACGACGAGGGUUUUGGUGUUGAUCCACACAAAAAUAAAUGGGCAACAAAUGGAAAUUCAACAUCAGCAGCUGUUAUCAAUGGUGGAGCAACUCCAGUUGUUCAACAAGUUUAAUUUAAAAUAUCAAAAUACACACAUUAACAACAACACCACACCUAAAUCAAAACAAAAACGAAAAAACAAGACUACAGAUGAAUUUUAACACAAAUUUUAAUGACAAAAAAUCAUUUUUUUUUUUUUUUUUUUUUUUUUUGCAAUUUUAAAAAUCAUUUAUGACAAUUUAUUUAACUUUAUUAUUAUUUUUAUUUUUUAAUUUUUAAUUAUGAUUUAAUAGUUGAAAUUUUCGUGCAAUUUUUGAGAUUUUUUUUUUUUUUUGAAUUGUCACCUGGCUGUGUUUACUCAGUGCGAGGGUUGCACAAAAUAUAAAUCAUUUACAAAAAUAAUUAAAUUAAUUGGUAGCAGUGCCAAACAAUGAAAAAUCUAAUUAAAAUAUUUUUAGUGUUUUUUUUUUUUUACAAAAUUAAAAGUAUGAAUUUUUAAAUAAUGCUCAUCAACUUGAUAAUAAAGAAAUAUUUAAAUGUCUAAAAAAUAAUUAUGACACUUUGUCUGUAACGUGUAUAAGUUAAUUUUAAUAUAAAAAAAAUAAUUGUUUAAAUGAUUGAUUUUGUACUUUCUACAUUUUUUUUUUCUUUUCAAAUUUUAAUUACAAUAAUAAAUACUAUUUACUACGUUGUAAUAUAUUUAAAUUAAAUUUGAUUUUUGUUUUAAUUUCCCAAAAGUGUAAUAGCUGCCGAUCUAAAUGUCAUUGACAAUAGUUGAUUAAUUUAUUAUCUUGCCUUUUAUUGAAAAAUUAAAAAUAUUUAAAAUAAUUUUUCGAGAUAGAUAGAAAUGUAUUUUUCUAAAGUUAUCAGUUAACUUGUGGGUGAAUGAAAAUUAAUAAAAGUCCGGAAUGUUAGUUUAAUUUUAGAUGAGAGUCAGAAUGUGAAGACCAAGAUGAAAAAAAAAUAUUGAGUGAGCAAAAGAGAUGAUGAUGAUGAUGACGACGAAGAAGAGAGUGAGAGAUAAAUAUAUUGUGUGUUGAGAAUGAUGAUGGAACCUUUUAAGGCUCGACAACGCAGCUGGGGAAUAUACGAAAAAGCAACAAACAUUUUUCACAUCAUCACAGUGUGGGGUUGAUGUUGCUCUUUCUUUGUCUCUCAUUAUAUAUCACAUACACACAUAGACAUAAAAAUUUUGGGCUCAGUCUCUAUUUUAGUAAUUUCUUAAUUUGUCUCUUCUCAGCCUGCCUCGAGACUAAAACCUCUCAAAGAAAUCAUUUUUAUAUAUUUAUAUAUAUUUUGUCGGAAUCUAACCAUGUGGCAAGCACGUGCCAACGUUUUCUGCAAUCACCAUGAGGUACAUGUGGCCAUUUGUCAACUAUAUUUAUACAUUUUUAUUUUUUUAUAUAAAUAUAUAUUUAGAAAAAAAAUUCAACUCUCGGCUAGGGUUAAAAUUUAUUUCUCCAUUGAAACUGCUUGAUGAACGAAAUUCAUAUAAUGUGAUUACUAAUCACGUGUCAUCAGGUGAUCAAACAAAAUGGGAUUCAAUUAAUCAUAGACAAUUAAAUUAGUAUAUAAUAAGAUUUAUUAUAAUUACAUUUAUAAGAAUAUGAUGAGAAGAAGAACGAUAUAUGCUAGAUAGAAACGAUCAGUUGCAAUUUACUUGGGUCUGUUCUUGUCUCUGAUUUUUUUUUGUCGUCUGAUCUUCUGGUACUUGCAUGUUCGUAAUUGCAUGUUGAUUUAUAUUAUUUUAUUUUAUUUUUUUUUGUUCGUCUGGAUCAUAGCCAAUUGAUAAAUUAUAUACGGAUAAAAUAGUGAGUUAAGAGGCACAACACAAAUGUUAAAGGAUAACGAAAAACGCGUGACAAUGUCAAUGAGGACUAAAUAAUAAAUAAUUUAUGAUAAUAACAAAUAUUCAUGUUGUAUAAGCUACAAAGUACAAUACAGUAUGAUAAAUGUGCGUAAAAUAAAGGCAUUUGAG
This is a messenger RNA of Aphidius gifuensis, 6826 nucleotides long. RefSeq lists its product as uncharacterized. Gene Ontology annotation, cellular component: plasma membrane; cytoplasm; actin cytoskeleton. The coding region runs from base 458 to 4921 and encodes 1487 amino acids. Gene Ontology annotation, biological process: actin cytoskeleton organization; actin filament bundle assembly. NCBI's taxonomy places the organism in Eukaryota, Metazoa, Arthropoda, Insecta, Hymenoptera, Braconidae. Gene Ontology annotation, molecular function: actin filament binding. The transcript has 21 exons. The record is from RefSeq and is a predicted model, not a curated record.